GUCGCAUAAAACGAAUGGACGGAGCUCGCUCCUUCCGGCCUCCAAUUCGCUAAACUUCGCCCUGGGUGCACAGGUCUGAAGCUCAGACCCCGGUAGCACCGUAGUUCCGUACAACCACCCCCUCGCUCGCUAUUAUCUCCUGCAAGAUAUCCGAAGCCGACAAGCUUCCUUCCACAGAUACGUGCAUUUGGAGCUUAUGGCUCCGUUUGGAUUAUGGGAAAUAUCGGAAGAGGAUAAAAGAAAACUAGUGGCAGAAUAGUUUAAACUGCUCCGUUUGCUUCUAGGGAAAAUGAUAUUCUUUAAUUACCAUUGGAGGUGACAGUGAGGCUACAUUUUAACUUUGGGGUUUCAGAGUUUUCUGUACUUCAGUGUUGAGAGGUGAAUAGGGAAUCGUUGAUAGUUAACUUGCCAAUAGAUGUAUUGCAAGUUAUGAGACAUAAUUUUCGGCAAAGUUCUCGGAAUCAGGUUUUCUUCAAAAGAAUAUUGGACUCAAGUGUGUAUUGUUUACUGGUAUAAUGCCAUCUGGUGUUUUCCCAAAUCUGAACAUUGCUUUCCCAUCCGGCAUCCGGAGAGCGAUAACUGCACAAAGAGGUGGGCUCCACAGUUCAAUUGAAUUGCAGCUUGGGUGGAGUAAAUUGUUGUCUGGAAAUACCGGCUUGUGCCUUUCCUCUCCAUUUUCAACUACAGUGCUUUCCUCAAGACUAGAUUGUUACUUUGUUAAUCAGAAAAGAGGCCUGGCAGUUGGGGUACCUGUUUCCCGAUCCCUUUCUCUGCACUCAAUGCCAAGUCCAUCUUCUCAGCUUUUUGAAUAUCAAAUUAAUAGCUUGAUAUCUGACAUCAGUCGAUUUUCAAAAAGCAAUCUGUAUCUUAAAAAAUCUAUGGCUGCUUCUGGUUCCAAGGCUGUCUCAGGAGAUAUUUACAUUGAUGAAAUAACUGCAACUGGGAAUCUCUCAAACUUUGCAAAACCUACUGGUGUGUUUUUCAAUGAUAGAAGUCUUAGCAGUUGUCGAAAAGCUAGCAUGAGUUUAAGAAAUCAAGAACCACCCAACCGUAGUCUGGUUUGUGGGUAUCUAAUAUUUGAUGUAAUGCGGAGGAAUUGCAUCUCUAAUCCACUUGAUGGACCAUGGUUUAAAAACUUCCAUACAUGGUCUUCUUCAUGUUACUCUGCUGGAGCUGCUCCAGAUGUAUCUUUUGGUGGAUCUUCGAGUGAUGAACAGCUUUCAAAGUCUGCAGCGUCAUCUGACCAAGCUAUUCUAGGUCACAGAACCUUGAAGCUAAUUUCAGGAUCAUGUUACCUGCCACACCCUGAUAAGGAAGAAACAGGUGGAGAAGAUGCUCAUUUUAUUUGCAUAGAUGAACAAGCUAUUGGUGUGGCAGAUGGUGUUGGUGGCUGGGCAGAGGUUGGUGUUGAUGCAGGAGAAUAUGCCCGAGAACUUAUGUCUAAUUCAGUAACUGCAAUUCAGGAAGAGCCAAAGGGUUCGAUUGACCCAUCUAGGGUGUUAGAGAAGGCCCACUCAAGCACAAAAGCGAAAGGAUCUUCAACAGCUUGCAUUGUAGCCCUCACAGACCAGCAGGGACUCCAAGCCAUUAAUCUAGGGGACAGUGGAUUUAUAGUGGUUCGAGAUGGAUGCACAAUUUUUCAAUCCCCUGUGCAGCAGCAUGGGUUCAAUUUCACAUAUCAACUGGAGAGCGGCAGGGCUGGUGAUCUACCCAGUUCUGGUCAGGUAUUCACAAUUCCGGUUGCGCCAGGAGAUGUCAUUGUUGCUGGCACAGAUGGAUUGUUUGACAACUUGUAUAACAGUGAAGUUACUGCUGUUGUUGUUCAUGCGGUGAGAGCUGGAUUGGGACCCCAAGUAACAGCUCAGAAGAUAGCAGCUUUGGCACGACAGCGAGCACAGGACAGGAUGCGGCAGACACCAUUCUCUACUGCUGCUCAAGAUGCCGGGUUCCGUUAUUAUGGGGGCAAGCUUGAUGACAUAACUGUAGUUGUGUCUUUUAUAACUAGCACAUCCAAUGGAUGAGUUUCAUCUCUCCUUUCACUGGAUCCGUGCUGGUGCAUCUUUUGCUUAAAAAUGCUACAUAUUGUAGUUGGUAGAGCUUCACAAGCUUGACUGGGCCAUGAGACCUCGUAAAGGUACUUGUUUUGAAGACGAUGCCUAGUUUUUCCCCAUAUCCUCUAAACUCUUGACCUUUUAAUGUUGUUGAGGUUCAUUUUAUUUCAUUUGGUUCUCAGCUGCGUUUUUUUGGAA
Vitis riparia (riverbank grape) is the source of this 2249-nucleotide messenger RNA. RefSeq names its product probable protein phosphatase 2C 55. The record is from RefSeq and is a predicted model, not a curated record. NCBI's taxonomy places the organism in Eukaryota, Viridiplantae, Streptophyta, Magnoliopsida, Vitales, Vitaceae. The transcript is spliced from 6 exons. Bases 516 to 2021 code for a protein of 501 amino acids.